AGUCCACCACCACCUGCCCAAUUCCAAGCCAAAGUCAGCUUCGAUACCUUCUCCAAUCCUGCCGCGAGCGACUUCAGUCUGACACUGAACCGGAAACACCGAGACUAUGAAUACACGAAGCGAAGCCGGACGUUCCUCUGCGGCACAGAUACGAACGACUAUUCGGAUACAGCGUUAGAGUGGUUGAUUGACGAACUCGUGGACGAUGGAGACGAAGUGGUGUGUUUGCGAGUCGUGGAGAAGGACAGUAAAGAGGCGACCAAAUGGAGUGGAGGACAAGGCGAGAAAGGCUAUCGGCGAGAAGCCCAGCGAUUCCUGGAGGAGAUUGAGAAGAAGAAUACAGACGAUCGGGCCAUUUCGCUGGUACUGGAGUUCAGCAUCGGCAAAGUACAGGAUACAAUUCAACAGAUGAUCAGAAUAUACGAGCCGGCAAUCCUGGUCGUGGGAACAAGAGGAAAGAGUUUGACUGGAUACCAAGGACUCCUGAGCAGUGGAUCUGUGAGCAAAUACUGUCUGCAGUACUCUCCGGUACCCGUCAUCGUUGUGCGACCGAGCAGCAAGCGGGAAGCCAAGAAGCGGAAGCGAAUGCAAGAUCCGACUCGCAACGGGUAUCGAGACAUUUUGGACAAGUCG
Zymoseptoria tritici IPO323 is the source of this 633-nucleotide messenger RNA. RefSeq lists its product as uncharacterized. NCBI's taxonomy places the organism in Eukaryota, Fungi, Ascomycota, Dothideomycetes, Mycosphaerellales, Mycosphaerellaceae. The record is from RefSeq and is a predicted model, not a curated record. The transcript has a single exon. The annotation marks the transcript as partial.